Molecule: messenger RNA, 2927 nt
Organism: Ichthyophthirius multifiliis
Lineage: Eukaryota; Ciliophora; Oligohymenophorea; Hymenostomatida
Product: superkiller viralicidic activity 2, putative
Exons: 10
Biological process (GO): maturation of 5.8S rRNA; RNA catabolic process
Cellular component (GO): nucleus
Molecular function (GO): RNA binding; RNA helicase activity; ATP binding
Source: RefSeq, a predicted model, not a curated record
AGAAACUAUAAACUAAAAAAGGAAAUUAUAAAUAAUCUAAGAAGAAACAAUACCUGACGAUUUAUAAAAAAAGCCAAAAUCAAAUAUUGCAAUAGUAAAUAUUUCAUAAAAUGAGACAUUUAUAUAAGAGUAUAAACUCAAUAAAAAAAAAAAAAACACAUAAAACAAAAAUUAAAAAAAAAAAAAGAAAUGAACGAAAAAAAAGCCGAAUAUAAAAAAAUCCAUUAAUUAGAGGAAUUUGAAAUUUUAAACGAAAAAUCAACAAUAGUAAAUUGCCAACAUGAAGUAUUUUUCCCAUAAGACUAUAUAUUCACACGUAAAUACAAAAUUCCGCAAAAAAAAAAAUAAAAAAAAUAGCAAAACCAAAAAGACCUGCUGCAAAGCAAUAUCCAUUUACCCUUGAUCAUUUUUAAAGAAAAGCAAUAUCCUGUAUAGAAUAAAACGAGUCAGUUUUAGUCGCUGCUCAUACUUCAGCAGGUAAAACAGCCGUUGCAGAAUACGCAAUUGCCCAAUCUUUAAGAGAAAAGCAAAAAGUAAUAUACACAUCGCCUAUAAAAGCCUUAUCUAACCAAAAAUACAGAGAAUUAUAGAAAGAAUUCAAAGAUGUAGGUUUAAUAACAGGAGAUGUUACAAUUAAUUAGACUGCAAGUUGUCUAGUAAUGACAACAGAAAUUUUAAGAAGUAUGCUAUAUAGAGGCUCAGAAAUUACGCGAGAAGUGGCAUGGGUUAUUUUUGAUGAAGUGCAUUAUAUGAGAGAUAAAGAAAGAGGUGUUGUAUGGGAAGAAACAAUAAUUUUAUUAAAUUAAAAUGUUAGGUAUGUUUUUUUAUCAGCAACUAUACCUAAUGCAGGUGAAUUUGCAGAAUGGAUAACUAGAAUUAAAAAAUAACCAUGUCAUGUAGUCUAUACAGAUUACAGACCAGUUCCUUUGUAACAUUUUAUAUUUCCAACAGGAGGAGAAGGUUUAUAUUUAAUUGUUGAUUAAAAAGGUAAUUUUAGAGAAGACAAUUUUCAAAAAGCAUUAUCUGUAAUGGGUGAUAAUAUAGAUUUGGUAAAUUUGGAUAAAAAGAAAAGAAAAAAACCUACUGAGGGUGCCGAUUUGAAUAAAAUAUUGAAAGUAAUUGUAAAUAAAGGACUUGAUCCAGCUAUAGUAUUUUCUUUUUCAAAAAGAGAUGUUGAAAGUUAUGCUAAAUCGAUGGGUUCAAUGGAUUUAACAAGUCAAGAAGAAAAAGAAAAAAUAGAUAUGUUUUUUAAUGGAGCGAUUUCUUAAUUGGCUGAAGAAGAUUAAAAAUUACCUUAAAUAAUUUAGAUUUUACCAAUUUUGAGGAGAGGUAUAGGAAUGCAUCAUGGAGGUUUACUUCCUAUUGUAAAGGAGAUUAUUGAAAUUUUGUUCCAGUAAGGACGGAUUAAAAUACUCUUUUCAACAGAAACAUUCUCUAUGGGAGUUAAUAUGCCUGCAAGGACUGUAGUAUUUACAUCAGUAAGGAAAUUUGAUGGAGAAGAUUUCAGAUGGAUUCAAGGAGGUGAGUAUAUUUAAAUGUCAGGAAGAGCUGGAAGAAGAGGUAAAGAUGAUAAAGGUUUCACUAUUCUUAUGGUAGAUUAAAAAAUGGAACCUGAUGUUGCAAAAUAAAUGCUAAAGGGAUAAUCAGAUCCCUUAAAUUCGGCUUUUCACUUAUGUUAUAAUAUGUUAAUUAAUUCAAUGAGAUUAGAGGAUACUGAUCCUGAAUAUAUAAUAAGAAGGUCUUUACUAUAAUUUUAAAAUGAUAAAUAAUUGCCUGAAAUGGAAAUUAAGCUCAUACAAUUAAAUAAAUAAUAUAAUGAAAUAAAUAUUGAAUAUGAGGGUUAAAUAUCUGAAAUUUAAGAAAACCAACCUGAAGAAAUAAUUGUAGUUGAUAUAAUGAUACAUAUAAAAAAAAGAGCUAAUAAUGAAGAACCAAAGCCAGCUAAAAUAAAUGAAGAUGGAGAAUUAGAAGUGAUUCCAAUGAAUUUAUCAUGUAUAACAGAAUUAAGUAGUAUUAAAUUAGAUUUACCAUCUAAGUUAGAUACAUAAGAAAAUAAAAUGAUGAUAAAAGAAACUUUAAAAGAAAUACAUUAAAGUUUUACUGAAAAUAUUCCUACAAUUCAUCCUAUAAAAGACAUGAAAAUAAAUAAUGAAUAACUUGACAAAAUAAUAGAUAAAAAAGAAAAGCUAAAGGAAAGUAAAUCUAAAUCAGAAAAAAAACUCUUAAUUAAAAACGUUUAGCAAUAAAUAUAAAAUUAUGAAAAAAAAAUUAAAAUUAAAACGUAAAUUGAAAAACUUAAAAUAGAAAUUGAAAAAAAUAAUAAAAUUGUUCUAGAAGAAAAUUUAGUAUUUAUGACUAGGGUUAUGAGAAGACUAAGUUUUUUAGAUAAAGAAUAAAUUGUAUAAUUAAAAGGUAAAGUUGCAUGUGAAAUUUCUGCUUGUGAUGAAAUUUUAGCUACAGAGCUUUUAUUUGCUAACUUCUUUAAUGAUAUGACUCCUAAUUAAAUAGCAGCUGUACUUUCUUGUUUAGUUCAUGAUGAAAAUUCAAAUUAAGACAAUUAAUAAAUACAAGAUAAAGAUUUAUCUAAAUAUUUUGAUAUUAUUAUAGACCAUGCAAAAAGAAUAUAUAUAGUAAUGUAAGAAUCUAAAAUGGAAAUAGAAGAAAAAGAUUAUCUUUCAACUAUAAAACCUUAAUUAAUUGAUGUUGUUUAUAAAUGGGCUUAAGGAGAUUCUUUUUCGGAUAUUUCUAAGCUUUCAAAUUGUUAUGAAGGAUCAAUUAUCAGAAGUGUUAGAAGAUUAGAUGAAUUAUUAAAAUAAAUGGAAAAAGCAUGUGAAAUUAUAGGAAAUGAAAUUUUAUAAUAAAAAUUUAAAGAAGCAUCUAAAAAUAUUAAAAGAGGAAUUAUUUUUGCCGCAUCAUUAUAUAUUUGA